Molecule: messenger RNA, 501 nt
Organism: Linum tenue
Lineage: Eukaryota; Viridiplantae; Streptophyta; Magnoliopsida; Malpighiales; Linaceae
Source: the annotation of a GenBank genome assembly
AUAAUUCUGCACCUUUUCGCUGCAGUUGCUCUGCAUACUUACCUCCAGAUUGUACCCAUAAUUUCGGAGUUCCUUUUCAGACCUCCAGAUCGAAGAGUGCUCUACUAUGUGGACGCAACCACUGUUGAGAUUUCUGUUGCUGUGAUCAGAUUUAAGUUUGAAUGGGGUAAUAUUAUGUCACCUUUCAAUCUACGGUUUUAUGUUUUCUUCCUCAAAUGUUGGCGGCAUUUACAGUGGCUUCUCUUCUCUGUUGUUGAUUCGUGUCGCUUCAUGGUUAGCUUUCUUCUCAUGGAGAUCAGCUUUCGUGGGAUACAGUUGGAGCAGGGUGCCAGGUCCGUUAAUUGCAUUGUGGAAUCAUCAGCGCUAGAUUUCGACUACGAGCAAGUGAGCAGGUUGCGCGAUUAUAGAACGGCUUGCAGCAACAGUUUCAUCACAAAAUAUCUUAGACCAGAUUUGUUAGCAUGACCACGAUCGUGUUUGGUUUUUCUGUGUGCUUUCUGC